UUCUUCCUUAUUUCCGCUCAUUUUUGUGUUGCUAAUUACUUUAUCUCAAUUUUUUUUAUUUUUAAUUUCCACAAAUUCCCAUCCUUCUACGCAUAAUAAAUCAUAUAAUAUUCUCUCAUUUUUCAUCAUUUCUUCACCCCUCUUUUGCGCACUUUCUCAGUUACUCUUCCCUUUAAAACGCCGCUUAGAGGGGGGGAGGGGGGAAGAAUUUAUUUUUAUUUUCUCAGAUUUGUCGGUAUUUAUUUACCUUCCUUUUACCCGUUUUUGGAUGUUUUUAAUGUUGCCUGGUACAAUAAAAAAAAUUUUGAAAAAAAGGUGCGCCCGGGACAACAAUGAAAAAAUAUAUUUUUUGAAGGAAAAACGAGGGGAGGGAAGGGGGCAAUUGAAAAUUAAAUCGGAAAUGUUGCGUUUUUUGUUAGUCAAAAAUGUGUGAAUUGGGGGUUUUAAAGAGAAUAUUAUACAGUAAAAAAUUAAUAUUAUGUA
Molecule: messenger RNA, 483 nt
Organism: Meloidogyne enterolobii
Lineage: Eukaryota; Metazoa; Nematoda; Chromadorea; Rhabditida; Meloidogynidae
Source: the annotation of a GenBank genome assembly